This is a messenger RNA of Dothidotthia symphoricarpi CBS 119687, 814 nucleotides long. Its product is annotated as UBC-like protein. The record is from RefSeq and is a predicted model, not a curated record. Gene Ontology annotation, molecular function: ubiquitin conjugating enzyme activity. Bases 77 to 568 code for a protein of 163 amino acids. NCBI's taxonomy places the organism in Eukaryota, Fungi, Ascomycota, Dothideomycetes, Pleosporales, Dothidotthiaceae. Gene Ontology annotation, cellular component: nucleus. The transcript is spliced from 2 exons. Gene Ontology annotation, biological process: protein polyubiquitination.
UCCUAACACUGCUACGAUACAGUCAUAUACGAUCCCUCCUAUCGCCAUACAUAGACACGUGAAUACUAUAAGUAGAAUGGCAGGCUCGUCACGCGGCGCAUCGCCCAUCAAGCGGCUCAUGACCGAACUCCAAACAUACCAAUCCGACCCCAAUGAAGCCCUUCUCGAGCUUGGCCCCAUAGAAGACGAUGUGUUGCACUGGAGGGCAGUCAUGAAAGGUGUUAUUGGAACAGCCUAUGAAGAUGGCAGAUGGCUCCUCGAUAUCCACGUUCCUUCCGCCUACCCUCUCGUCCCUCCUUCAAUCCGUUUCGUAACGCCCAUCUGCCACCCAAAUGUCGACUUCAAGACUGGGGAGAUCUGUCUCGACCUCCUGAAGACCUCCUGGACACCCGCGUACACCAUUUCCACGACCAUGACGUCGAUACAUCAGUUGCUCACGAGUGCGGAACCUGACAGCCCGCUGAAUGUCGAUAUCGCGCAGUUGUUUAGACAGGGCGACUAUGUGGGUGCAGAGGCGCUGAUUCGGUUUUACACGGUGACGGAAAAAUACUCGGCAGCAAAACGGUAGAGACGGUGAGGAUUUGGAAUGGGACUGGGCACGUAAUGAAAUUUUGGGACGGGCUUUGUACAUGUGUCAAGAGCUUGUUUUGGCGUUUUGAUACGAUAUCCGAUUGUUUGUUUGGAAAGCGAGCGAGGCAAUGCAUGAAGAUUAUUCAGAUUUGCGUUAGACAGAACUUCGAAGACUUUGAGUAUUCUUAUCUGAACUGGAAAUUGAUUCAAGCCUACGAGAACAUGUGUUUGCUGAGAACGAAGC